AUGGAUGGAUGGAUGAAUGCCGUGUAUUUAAUUGCCAUUAAACGAUGCGCGCUUGUUUUUCUGCUUACGUACGCGUUUUCUUGGCUAUUCGGUGAAAACGCUUUUAACGCUUCUGAUUGGCUGACGCCCUUUGGGUGGCACAUCGUGAGACACGGGGGCGUCACUGUCGUUUCACGCGCCACUAAUUCGGUUAACACAAACAAUAUGGAAGAAGAUGGCAUUUCUCCUUCACAGGCGACAGUAAAGUACAGUGUAGUACCGCACAUAAUGAGCAACCACUCUCUACGUCUGUUGUCCACUUCCGCCACGCCCAUGGGUGAGUAUUUCAACCCGUAUCUAUCUUCAGAGUCGUCUAGGGAGAACCAGGAAAAGAUCGAGGGAAAGCGAAGUAAGAGAAAGUUGAUGAAGGGCAAAAUUAAAAAAGUAUUUACCAGGGAAUCAGUUUCAAUUGGGGAAAAACCACAACACCAACACCAACGUGGGAGUGGGGUCCACAAGUUUCGAAGGUGGUUGAAUAAGGAUCUUCCCGCUACUUCUCAAGUGGCGUCUAGCAUUACGAGUAAGAUUGAAGAUACUUUGAAGGAAAUUGAAGAGAUGUGUAGAAAAACAAGUUCCAUUUACUUAGAGGAUUCGAACGACAGUAUUGCCAAAGUGUAUACUAGGUCAACUACAAACAAGGAAGUAAGCGAUUAUUUGACAGUGGAGGAUCAUACUUCACUUGAUAUUGAUUUUAGUGAAAUUAUCAGACAAAAUGUUUCCAGUAAAUGUGGAUCCAAGAAAGAAUACAAUAAGGAAAAUAUCACUAGUGAAAUUCUUCAGAUGGAAAUCGAGUCCUCUUUUGAAAAUGAAUUCGACACGGUUAGGUAUACACCCGUUGGUUCAAACAAAUUCAAUAAAUCUUAUUUAAUGGAACAUUCUUCACCCAUAUCAACUAAAUUUAAACAAAACUUGAACGGAAAUCGGGACUCUUGGGGUCCCCUAAAUACUCAUGAACUCAACAAAUAG
Molecule: messenger RNA, 1005 nt
Organism: Naumovozyma castellii
Lineage: Eukaryota; Fungi; Ascomycota; Saccharomycetes; Saccharomycetales; Saccharomycetaceae
Exons: 1
Coding region: 1-1005 (334 amino acids)
Source: RefSeq, a predicted model, not a curated record